Messenger RNA from Trypanosoma cruzi, 327 nucleotides. RefSeq lists its product as uncharacterized. The coding region runs from base 1 to 327 and encodes 108 amino acids. Lineage: Eukaryota; Euglenozoa; Kinetoplastea; Trypanosomatida; Trypanosomatidae. The record is from RefSeq and is a predicted model, not a curated record. The transcript has a single exon.
AUGCCACGUGACACGAGCAAAAACGAGGCGGCGGGGCCCACUGAGAAGAGCGACGACGAGCCGAAGAAGGAGCCUAUCAUGUCCCGUGCAGCCCGUCGUCGGGCAAAGAAGCCGCAGGUGACUGUGACGUUAGAGAUGCGGCAGGCGGCGCGGGAGCGGCUCCGCGAGCUGCGCAGGCACCUCCGCCUGCUGAAGUCCAACGGGGCGCGCAGGAAGGUUGCGAAGGCAGAGGCAAAAAAGAGGGAACGGGAGACAACCGAGGCGGAGGAGGUGUGCGCGCGUCUUGACGUGGGUGCCAGGCCGCUCAAGAAGAGUAGACGCGAGUAA